Molecule: messenger RNA, 420 nt
Organism: Lactuca sativa (garden lettuce)
Lineage: Eukaryota; Viridiplantae; Streptophyta; Magnoliopsida; Asterales; Asteraceae
Source: RefSeq, a predicted model, not a curated record
AUGGAAGAAGUGGCUGAGAUAAUGUUGAAUGAGCUACCAGAAAAGAGGGGUGAUCUGGGAAGCAUCACCGUACCAUGCCGAUUUGGGAACUUAAUGGCCACACGAGCGUUGACUGAUUCAGAGGAAAGUAUAAAUAUUAUGCCACAAUCUUUCUUCCAAAAGCUAAACCUUCCGGUCCCAAAGCCUAUUCAAAUGAAAAUCCAUCUAGCCGAUAAAACUAUAAUACAUCCAAUGGGAGUGUGCGAAGAUCUUCUGAUCAAGGUAGAAAAACUAGUGUUCCAUGUUGACUUCAUAAUAUUAGACAUGGAAGAGGAACUUCAAAUCCCAAUCAUUCUUGGGAGACCAUUUUUGAAUACCGCUUGUGUCGUAGUAGAUAUCUGUGAAUCUACACUUACACUAAGGGUGGGGGUGAUUCGGUGA